Messenger RNA from Ornithorhynchus anatinus (platypus), 3498 nucleotides. It is a transcript of the gene PARP10, whose product is annotated as poly(ADP-ribose) polymerase family member 10. NCBI's taxonomy places the organism in Eukaryota, Metazoa, Chordata, Mammalia, Monotremata, Ornithorhynchidae. The coding region runs from base 47 to 3100 and encodes 1017 amino acids. The record is from RefSeq and is a predicted model, not a curated record. The transcript is spliced from 9 exons. Gene Ontology annotation, biological process: negative regulation of gene expression. Gene Ontology annotation, molecular function: NAD+ poly-ADP-ribosyltransferase activity; transcription corepressor activity. Gene Ontology annotation, cellular component: nucleus; cytoplasm.
UUCGCUUUCAUUUCUGGUAUAGCGGGCGGGGGAUCCGUCCCGCAGGAUGUGGGGGUCGGAGGUAGAGGUGCGGGCCCUGCCCCUCGACCUCCCGGACGAGCUGCUGCUCCUCUACUUCGAGAGCCGGAGGCGGUCGGGCGGGGGCCCGCUGCGGGGCUGGCGGCGCCGAGGGCCCGGGGCCACGCUCAGCUUCCGGGACCCGGAGGCUGCAGCCCGCGUGCUCUCCCGGGACGAUCACGUUCUGCAGGGCGUCUCCCUGGUCCUCCGCCCCGGUGCCCCCCGAGACCCGCGACGGCUGCUGCUGCAGGGGCUGGAGCCCGGCACCGCGCCCGACCUGCUGGAGCUGUACGUGGAGGCCCUCCUGGGCGGGGGCAGUUCCGACCCCGGGCACGCCGGGCGGGACCGCGAGCCCUGCGUGGUCUUCCCCGGCCCCUGCCCCGACCAGGCCCUGGUGCAGCUGCCCGUCCCGCUGCUGGACACGGAGUUCGACGACCUGGUAGCGCGGGCGAGCCGGCGACCCCUGGCAGGUGCCCCGGUGACGGUGGCGUGGGUGCCCCGGCCCCUGGCGGUGCGGGUGCAGCCGCUGGACGGCGGCACCCUCGACACGGAGCUGUUGGAACUCUAUUUCGAGAGCACACGACGCAGCGGGGGUGGCCCCCUGGAGGGCCUGCGGCCGCUGCCCGGGCAGCAGGGCAUCGUUGUCUCCUUCCGGCACUGGGAUGUGGCGGAGCGAGUGCUACAGAAGAGUCACCGGCUCCAGGGCUCGGAGCUGGGCGUGACCCCCCACUACGACUUUCUGGAGCCCGAUGAUAAGGACGGAGCCCCGGAGAGUCAGGAGAGUGGACCGGCGGAACCGGAGAACUCGGACCUCGAGGGGCGGAGGGUGACCCGGGGACAGGAGGCUCCGCGGAGCCCCGCGGUGGCCGGUGGGCCCGCCCCGGGGAGCCCGGCCGCGAUGGGCCCCCCGGGACCGGUGGACGCGUUGCCGCUCCCGGGGCCUCCGGUGUCGGUGGGUCCGAAGGGGACACCCGAGAGCCCGGCCGGGGCCCUCUCAGAGCUUCUGACCGAGCCCCAGCCAGAACCCCUGCCCCAGGAAGCGCCGGUGGGGCUGGCCGAAGCGGUGGUCCCCGAGGAGCCCCUGGAGCCGGCGGAGGUCCUGGUGCCCAUGGAGCCGGGUGCCCUGCGCUAUCUGCAGCUCCAUCACCAGGACCUGCUCACCGGCCUCCGGGACGUCGUCCUCUGCCCCCUCGACGCCUCCGACGUCGCUGGCUUCCGGGUGAGCGACUCCCCGCUUGUCCCCUCCCUCUCCCGCCUAGGACCGUCCCUCCCCCACUGCCCCUUCCCCUAUGCCCCCGGUUUCCAUUCACCCUCGUUCCCCCCGACUCUCCCCUCCCAGCUCAGCGGAGAGGCCCGAGCGUGCCGGGCGGCCGAGGAGUUCCUGCAGAGCCUGCUGGGCAGCGUUGGGUGCCAGACGCUGCCCCUGACCCUUCCGGGCAGCGCCCGGUUCUUGCUGAGCACGGAGGGCCAGACCCUUCUGCGGGAUCUGGAGGUUUGUUUUCAGUGCGCCAUCGGGACCGAGCGGCUGACCUGGAGCCCCCCGGACGCUGAGCUGGAGCCUCUGGAGCCACCCCUCGGACGGACCCCGGACGGCCUGCCCCGGAACGCCGGGGUUGGGGAUCCCGACUGCUUGGAGGAGAUCAAGGCCCUGCUGGCCGUCCUGGAAGGACCGGGGGAGGAGGAGGAGGAGGAGGAGGCCCUUGCCACUCGGCCCCCACGGUGGGCGGCGAAGCCGGAGGUGGAGGAGGAGCGGUGCCGAACAGAUCAGCCCCCGGAGCCGUUGGCGCACCCGGGCCGGGGGGCUCCGGGAGAGAAGGAGGAGGAUGGGGAAGCGGAAGACGAGGCAGCGGAGCGGGCCCUGGCUGAGGCCAGGCAACAGUCUCUGGCCUCGUUUCGGAGAGAGCAGAACCUGGACGAAGAGGCGGCCCUGCUCCUGGCCCUGCAGCGGUCCCUGGAGCCACAGGAGCGGGAGCAGGAGGACUUGGAGCGGGCGCUGGCCCUCUCCCUUUUGGAGGUGAGGGGCGCGGAGCGGGACCCCGCCCUGGGACGGCUCCUCGUCCACGUUGCCUUCGAACAGGAUCUGGGGGAGCUGGAGGCGGCGCUGGAGGAGGCCCUGAAGGCCCACCUGAGCCAGGAGGUCGUGGUGGGCGUGGAGCCGCAGGCUCUGCCCGAGGGGCUCUUCGCCCGCCUGGAGCGGCACUACGGGGUCAGCGUCGCCCUGAGCGGGGACGUGGCCACUCUCCGCGGCUUCGGCCCGCAACCGGCCCGGGCCGCCCGCCGCCUCGCCGCCCACCUGGGGCUCGAUCUGCCCCGGGCCUUGGCCCAGGCCCCGAGCCGGGAUGCCCCCUCCCCAUCUCCGUACCCGAGUUCCGCCGGGCCCUCGGCUGGCCUGCUGCUCACGGCGGACGUAGGAGAAGGGGAGGUGAGGCUGGAGCCACUGGAAGAGAGUGGAGAGGAGUUCCAGCAGAUAACCCGGGAUUUCUAUGGUUCACUGGAUGACGUCCGCGAGAUCCGCGUCGUCAAGGUGGAGCGCCUGCUGCACCCCCUGUUGCAACGGCAGUACGAGCUGCAGCGGCAGCGGCUGGAGAGGCUGUGCCCUCGCCGGCCCGUGGAGCGGACGUUGUACCACGGCACCUCGGCCCAGGCCGUGCCCGAGAUCUGCCUGCACGGGUUCAGCCGCAACUUCUGUGGGCUCAAUGCGGCUCUGUACGGGCAGGGCGUGUACUUCGCGGUGCAGGCGGGACUCUCCGUUCAGGACCGGUAUUCGCCCUGCGACGCUCAGGGACACAAGGCCGUAUUCGUGGCCCGGGUUCUGACGGGCGAGUACACGGCGGGCAAACCGGGGCUACGGGCACCGCCCCUGCGCCGGGCGACAGGGAACGCCCCCCUCCGCUACGACAGCGUGGUCGACUGCCCUCGUCAACCCUCCAUCUUCGUCAUCUUCCACGACACCAGGCGGUGCCCCGCCUUCCUCAUCACCUGCCAGCGGCGGCCUUCCCCGCCCUCGGGGCCUGGCCGUCCCGAAGCGGACCCCGCUUCUUAGGUGCCUCCCCGGGCCUGCCGCCCUCGGCGGGCCCGAGCCCCCUCUGGGAGCGGGAAUGGGAGCAGGGGAUUCCGAGGCCGGCUGGGGGAUGGGGCCGGCCCGGCCGGGGUCAGUCGGUCAGCCGCGUUAACGGGUGCAGAGCACUGUACUGAGCACUCGGGAGAGUCCGAUAGAACGAUACACAGACACCUUCCCUGCCCACGACGGGCUUACGGUCUGGAGGGGGGAGACGGAUGUGAAGAUAAGUAAAUUACAGAUACGUACGUGAGUGCUGGGGGGCUUGGAGGGCGACUGGAUCAAGGGAGCAUUGCAGCGGGAUGCAGAAGAGGGUGUGAGAAGAGGGAAGGAGGGCUCAAUCGGGGAAUGAUAAUAAUGAUGGUGUUUGUGAAGCGCUGUCU